AUACUCAUACCUUGUAAAAACUCUUCAAAUGUGUGGAAACUAUUUUAAAGAGCUUACAGGUGGGAGAUAUAUUGAUGAAGAUAACCAGCUGAAUGUUUAUGACUUAAGUCUUUUGUACGUCAGUUAUCUGAUGUCAUGCUCCCUGUAUCCACAAGUUUAAAGAAUAGUUGUGUUUCGAUAUUCAUUGAAACUGAUGUCUGAUAGUGUUUCCAGUCAAUCAACUCGUUCUAAUAUUUGGGACCUGACGAAAUCCCAAACCUCCUUUUUAAGAAGUGUGCUGGCACUCUAUGUCAUCCAUUCAUGGACAUCUUUAACAAAUCCUUCUCAACUAAUUUCAUACUGAAAAGGUGGAGAAAAGUAUAUGGUGAUAGGAGUGUGAAAAUUACACCCAUAGCAAUAACUUCUUUUUUCAAAACAAUGGGAAAACUACUACUACUCCCACUUCAACCUGCAUUUAAAGAGCAUAUUGAUCCAUAUCAGUUUGCUUACAAAUGCAAAAGAAGUAUCUUCGAUGCUGCUAUUAUUUUGCACCAUAACACGUUUACUGUCAUUAAAACCUACAACUUGAUAACCAUCUGGAUGCGUUCUUACCUUUCUGGAAAAGAGCAGUACACCGUCCUCGGAAGAAAGUGUUCUACGUCUCCGCUUACUCAUGAAGGCGUGCCACAAUGAGCUGUUCUGUCUCCUUUUUUUCCUAAAUGAUCUGCCAUCUCCACAGGAAAUACUUCUGUUCAAUGUAUGGACGAUCUCAUUGCAUAUACACCGAUAUCUACCUAUUUAUGUCCCCUUGAAAUGAAUGAGCUUUUGUCUCUCAUUGAACGAUCGUUGGUUGUUAAUAGCUUCACACGUAAUCUUUCUGAAUCGCAAACUUCCCUCAAAUGCCCUGGUACGGCCGAUAGUGGGGAGAGUCUGCUCUCCCUCUCUAAAUGCUCACACAUGGCCACGCGUAUACAGCCACGAUCAGGGAAGUCUUACCCAAUGCCUUCUCGCGGUGGGGGUACGAAUGUUUGUGUUUAAAUAAAUAAAUAAAGUGGCAAACUUCUAAUUUUAGACUGAGAUAUAAAUAGUCCUUAAACACCUUGUAGGAUUCCCAUAAAGUUUAUACUACUGGCGAUUCCGUAAUAAACAGUAUCAAAACUUAUUUGUUUUUGUGGAAGUUUUUCCUUUGAUCUCUUUCCGUCUUCUCAUGUUUUAGUGAUAUUGAGUUUUCCGUUUAAUUUAUUAUAUAAAGAGGCUACAUUCUUUCUUCAUUAAUUUUACGAUUUGUAAGUUCUUGCAUAUUACCUGUCAUUCUUUGUCGGGUUUUUGAAAAAAAGAUUUUGCUGUUCUGCAGAAUGAUGAAGGCAGUUAGCAGGGUAUGUGGUGAAUGUUUUGAGGCCAUUAUUAAUAUGGUACUUUAUCUAACGAAUAUACUUUGAAUAGUAGGUUGUUAGAGCUGACCUAUUUGUAUUUUUAAAUGUGUCUAAUUAUAAGCUGUACAGGUUCUUAUUGCACUUGAAACAUUCCAUUUAAUUCCAGGUAGUUCACUAACUUAGUGUAUGUAUGUUAUCGUUUUUUGUUUUUUAAAAGGAACUCGUUAAAAUAUUAUGUGCUGAGAAUUCCAUAUCGUACUAAACAUAUAUUGAAUAAAGCCAGUCUCACCAUAACAAUAAAUCCAUAAACUUGUUUUCUUGUCAUCUCCAUACAUCUUAGCCGAUAGUGCUUUGCAAUAGUUUUGAUUUUCGUUUCUUGAAAUCCAUUGCAUUUGACCCACUGCCUCAUUAUCAUACUAUUCAGGUUCUUUAGAAAAAGUGCUGAAAUGAAGGAAUUCCUUUUUAAUACAUUACCUAAGUGUGCGCGUUGACAUGCUAAGAAGAAUUUGUGGUAUACGUUAUUUGUCAUAAUAAUUGUUUUACGAAGUCAUAUUAUUUAGGUAGUAACGGGUGCCACAUGGUCCAAACAAAGAACAUGUAAUUUCAUGGGAUUAUAUUUCUAAUGGUCAUCUGAAACUUAAACUAUAUUGGGAGACCGAUUUUCCAUGCAAGCACUGAUAUAAAACACAGUAGUUUUUAUCGUUUAUUUGCAAAAUAGUAUUACGUUAAACUAAACACGAGUUCUCAUUUUUCUAGUUAUUUUCGUAGAUUGGUCUGUGUACUAAAAUAUUGAUUCGUGUUUUCGCAAGUAUGUCUGUCGCACUAAAUUAUGUAUUCAAAGUUUAGAUAGACAGACAUGAAUUAAAUUAAACAAGUGAUCCACUAAUUCAGACUGCAGGUCUCACUGUGAGCGUGUCAGUACACAAGUUAAUCUAUCGAUUUUUAACUUCCAUCCUGAUUGGUCGCCUUUGUAGGUCACUUGUGAUCGAAAUUAGACAGGUCGGCCCGAGGACAGUCUGUCUAAAUUAAUUCUUUUUCAAACAGAGGUUUUUCAUUUAAGCUAGUUCUGGAGAGACUAGUUCUUGGCAUCCGCGCCAGUUUCUUAUUCAGCUAUAGGUUUCAUCAGGUUGUGAACUUUCAUCAUCCUUCGAUGUUUGGACAUUUCAAUUUUGAUGUUUUUUAAUAACUCUGCGGGCAUACUGUAUUUUAAUUACAGUUCUGUAUUGGUUGAACUUUCUGAGGACUGGUGAUCAUUCUGAAUGGAGAGUAGUACUAAGGCUAGGUUGGGCGACGACGGAUUUCUAUGUUCCAAGCAAUGUAUCUUCCAAUGCUGCGUCACAUCGAGCCCUUGUCUUGGAGUCAUUACCUCGUUGCCUUUCUAUUCGUGUCUCCGGUCGACCCGUACCCUUACCUGACCCCAUUUUUCAUGGUGGUCAGGCUCAACGUCUUGGAAAGCGCCUUCGUUUAUCAAUUGAUAUAACAGACAAAGUACUCAUGAAGUGUGGUUCUGCAGUUAGAAACAGAGUUGUCGAUAUUGAAUUAACCUGGUUGCAUGCACCGUUGGAAGAUCAAUCUGUAGGACUCUUAAACUUGGUUGCUGAUGGACUGGUUUCUCCAUUGUUAUGUCAUCUAAUUGGGUUGCCUCUAGUUCAAGUUACACUUGAUCGAGCUUAUUCAGUUUCCGAUCUUCGAAAUACCUUUAAUUUGGAAAAUCCAGAGGCCUACAAAAAUUUCAUCAAUGGACCACUCUUAGAUCCUAUCGAAUUUCCAUCAUUAACAGUAAAUGCAGAUGGUUCAGGAACUUUAGAAGAUCACGGGGUUUUCGGAGCUUAUGACAAUUGUUUGCCAACGGCAUUCUCACUUCCUGCUGAUAAUACAAAACAUGAACUGAAAUCUCGGCUUCAAAAAUCGUCUGACGAUAGUGAUUUAUGUUUUGAAGAUGGUGACGUUGAGCUUGCUGACUACAUCCCUGUGUGCUUAUUGUGUCCACUAACUCGAACAAGAAUCGAUCUUCCUGUACGAUCGUUCAACUGUUCACAUCUUCAGUGUUUUGAUUUACACUCAUAUUUAACAAUCAAUAUGCGAAGACCUCGUUGGUCUUGCCCUAUUUGUAGUAUCUCUGCACCAUUUCGUGACUUAAGAGUAGAUGAAUUUUUUAUGAGUAUUUUGAAAAAUCCUCGUAGUGUUGACGUUGAAUUUGUUCAGUUGGAUGCAAAUGGUGAUUGGUAUUUAAAUAAUCCUAAUGACGUUAGUCCAAAUAGUUCUUUCAUCACGGAAUCUAAUCAAUUAAAAAUUGAACAGAAAAAUGUCGAAAAUGUAAAGGCUUCUAUUACAUUGAAAAAUCUUGAAGCACCUAAUGAAGGAGACAAAGUGACUACUGAUAAAUUGAAUGAAUCCGAAACAAACACUGUUGAUAUAAACAAUACAUAUAUGGAAACGACAGAACAAGUAACUAAAGAUAAUCACAACAAUACUAAUAGUAAUAAUGACAAUUGUCAGCCAGAACCUGAGGUAAUUAUCUUAAGUGAUGAUGAUGAUGAUGAUAUUAAUAAUAAUGAUACAAAGGAGACGAAGACAUAUGUCCAAAAUGGCAGUAAUGAUAAAAGUGUCAAUCAGUGUCCACAAAAUGUUGAUAAGCAUAAAACCACUUGUAAUAACGGUCAAAAUGAUGAUAUAAAUAAUGGUUUUCCAUGUUUAAAAGAAAAAAGUACUAUCUCAAGUAAUACGCAGUCUACACGAACUUUCACGCUUGAAAUCGAUCUGACAAAUGAUGAUUCAGAUUCUUCUUCACUUUGUGAACCAAAUAACAGAAUAUUGGAGACCCCUUUUACUACUGAUCAUACUGUUCCGACAAAUGACAUUCAGCAGUCGGAUCUUUCAUCUGACUUUAUUCGCACAAGAGAUGAAAUUCGAUUUGGUAAUAAAGGUCCGUUAGUAGUGAUUAGCCCGUUACAGCCUAUAAGUAUUCCCAAUUCUUUGUCUGGCUCAACUGAAGAAAAUGAUUUAAAUUCCCAUUUAGAUGAAUUUAACGCUAUACGUAAUGAAUUAAUUAUGGAUCCUAAACAGAUCUCACGUGCAGACAGUAAUUGGCCUCCAGAACUUGUGCAAACUAUGUUGAGAACCUCUAAUAGUUCCGUUAACAAUAUCAAUCAGUAUGAUAUCAUUGGUUCUAAAUCUGCUUUCUAUCAACGACUAUUGGAAGUAACUGCUCAUCGAGUGAAUCAAACAAUGCUUAAGAAAAAUUCACAUAUCCCCUUAAGAGAUAAUGAAAGAUUGUUAUAUAACAAGGCAUUAUCUCUUGCUUUUGAUGGUGGUGGGUCUAAGAGGAAAGGAAACUCAACUAAACCUAAUAAUAACAAGGUUAAUAGUAGACCAAAAACAUCUAAAAAGGUACUAACAUCCGAUUCUGAAGAUGAAUUCCCAGAUAAACCUUGUUCAAUAGCAAGUUCUUCGACAAUCACUGGUCGUCGCAAUGCUCAUAUAAUCAAACAACAACAAGCUGCUGCAUUAGCACGCCUAAUACAAGAACGAUCUACUCGUAUCAGAAGUACAUCUGAAGCAUCCAAUGAACAAAAUCAACAAGGAAUUGAAAAUCUCCCUUCAACAAGCAGUAGUAGUAAAAACGUUAAAUCUAAGAAAAAUACUGUCAGUACUCAAUCCAAUAAAAAACGUCCUAUUCGUAAGCGACCUCGUCGACGCCGACCUUCAAAUAUAUCUGAUGAUAGUAACUCUUCUAGUCAAUCUUUAUAUACUUCAGAAAUGUCUUGUGUUUCCACUUCAGAACCAUCAAAUGACUCCUCUUUUGUUAAUUCAUCACAAUGUACUGAUGAAGAUGAUGACUUGUCAAUCGACUCAUUCUCAUCAGAUGAUCGUUGGUCUCCUUCACAUGUUAGCUUCAACAGGAAGCAAAAAACUAAACGCAAACCGAAAGUACGUCGGUGAAAUUUUCGUCUUUUAUUCAAAUCUCGACAUUUUUUCCUUCUAAAGAUUGUAAACCAGUUUUAUUAUCAGCAUUUUUAUUUGUUCUAUCAAAUUUGUACAGUAUAAUUGGUUACUUUUUUCACACAUACACACACACACUUUAUCUACCUUCAUAUACAUGUAUAUUAACUCAAGAUCAUUUUCAAUUACAAUUCGAGUUUUUGUGGAUUCCCUUUCAUUUCGAGAUACUGUUAUAUUUUUCUUUAAGUGUAAUAAAUAUAAAAAAUCUUUUUACAGCUUU
Messenger RNA from Schistosoma bovis, 5574 nucleotides. The record is from the annotation of a GenBank genome assembly. NCBI's taxonomy places the organism in Eukaryota, Metazoa, Platyhelminthes, Trematoda, Strigeidida, Schistosomatidae.